AUAUCGAUAAAAUGUAUGUUUUGGUUUCGAAAUAGGAAAAGUAAUCGAAUUUUUGAAGUAGAAAAGAUAAACAUUGCACUCUGCAUGAUUAUGAUUGCACCUUACUGAGGUAAAAGCUGUUAAAACAAAUUGUACAAGAUAAAAUUCAAGAAAAUUGUGUACAUAAUGGCGGUGGAAUUAUUUGUUACUAAAACUCUGGAUUUAAUCAGCAAGGAAAGAGAUGCUGAAAUAGCGGAAACUCAAGAUUUGACCCAAAGAUUGUCAGCUAAAGAGCUACAGAGGAGAGGAAUAUGUCUGCUGAAACUAGAAAUCAAGUCCAGAAGGUCUGGAUUAUAUGGACGAAUGGUUCUUGUGUUUGGCUCUCAGCUUGGACCUGGGGCUAAACAAGUGAAAGUAGAGUUACCUUCACAUAAUUUCACUCCAGGAGACAUUGUUGGCCUUGGUCUGAUGAAAAGUCAAGCAACUGACAAGCCACUGGCCACAGGUCUCGUGUCACAAGUCAAUGCAUGUGAGAUUUGUGUGGCGUUUGAUGAUUCAGAAGAUGUGUUAGAACUGGAUGAUGAUGAAGCUUACAAGUUGACUAAACUAGCCAAUGAUGUGACUUACAGACGACUGAAAACGGUAUUAAAUGAUUUAUCGAACAGUCGAGGAGGGCCAUCACAAAGACUCAUUGACACUCUGUUUGGUCUGGAAGAAGUUUCCCCUUCUGGUGCAGAGUUUCCCAUUACAUUUGUGAAUGAGAAUCUGGAUGAGUCUCAGAAAGAAGCCGUCAAAUUUGCACUGACCCAGAAAGAAGUUGCCAUCAUACAUGGCCCACCAGGAACAGGGAAGACAACUACUGUUGUAGAGCUCAUUAUUCAGGCAGUGAAACAAGGGCUGAAGGUUUUGGCCACAGCCCCGUCUAAUAUUGCAGUUGACAACCUUGUUGAAAGACUGGCAUUACAUAAACAGCGAAUUGUACGAGUUGGUCAUCCUGCUAGACUGUUGACCCAUUUACAGAAGUAUUCCCUGGAUGCCAUUAUAUCUGGCAGUGAACACACGGAUGUGGUGGAAGAUGUGAAAUCAGACAUACAUAAAGUAUUGAAUAAGCUAAAGAAAACCAAGAACAAGGGAGAGAAGCGUGCUCUGAGAGAUGAAAUGAAACUCUUGAAGAAAGAGGCCACCCAAAGGGAAGAAGCUGCCACUAAAGAUAUUUUGUCCAGGGCUGACGUUGUACUGGUCACUCUGACCAGUGCCAGCAGAGAUGGGCCACUGAAAUAUCUCAAAGAGGAUCACUUUGACCUUGUAGUUAUUGACGAGUGCUCUCAGGCAUUAGAAGCAGCUUGUUGGAUUGGUUUACUGCGAGCUCGUAGGUGUGUUUUAGCUGGUGACCACAAGCAACUGCCACCAACCAUCUUAUCUAAAGAAGCAGCAGCUGCUGGACUUGAACUGACCUUGAUGGAGAGACUCCUGAAGACAUUGUCUGAAGAGAAAGGAAAGGAUGUGGUCAGGAUGUUGACCACACAAUACCGCAUGCACCAGGACAUCAUGGAGUGGGCUUCGCAACAGCUGUACCAAGGGACACUAGUUGCUCAUCCAUCGGUAGCCUCCCAUUUACUGAGUGACCUGGUCGAUGUAAGUGAUGAUGAAGAGACCACAAGUCCUCUGUUAAUCAUUGACACUGCUGGCUGCGACCUUUAUGAGUUAGAUCUUCCUGAAGAAGUUUCCAAAGGCAAUGAAGGGGAAGCUGACAUUGUAGCUAGUCAUGUGGAUGACCUUGUCAAGCGUGGGGUCAAGCCAGCAGACAUUGCUGUUAUAGCUCCAUAUAAUUUACAGGUGGAUCUCAUUCGGCUACGUCUGAGCUCAAAGUAUCCAAGUUUAGAGGUCAAAUCUGUGGAUGGCUUUCAAGGUCGUGAGAAGGAAGCUGUGAUUAUCUCAAUGGUCAGAAGUAAUCCUACAGGUGAAGUUGGAUUUCUGGCCGAGAAACGUAGAAUCAAUGUGGCAGUGACGCGGGCGCGCAGACACUUGACAGUGGUGUGCGACACCGAGACAGUUUGUCAUGACAACUUCAUCAAGUCCCUGGUUGACUACAUGACUGAGAAAGGAGACGUUCAGUCAGCGCAUCAAUACAUACAAGAUGGUAAAGUUCAUCAAACAUUUAGUAAAAAUGCCACUGACACUCAUAAAGUGGUCAGCAGAAGUGAGGAAAAACAAGUGGCUCACAAAAAACAUGUCUCCAGCCAACAUUCCUUACAGUCUAAAGAAGAGAAGUUAAUAGUGUACAGAAAACAAUUGGAAGCAUUUAAAGAUGACAGCACACAAAGUGUUUUAGAUUUCCCCGUGACGUUGACCUCACAUGACAGGAUGGUCAUCCAUGAGGUUGCAGAGCAACUGUCUCUAUACCAUGCUAGUAUUGGAGAAGAAAAGAAUCGUCACAUCCGUGUUUCAAAGAUGAAAAUCGACUUGCCUCUUAGUAACUCAUGUGAAGAUAAUGAUCACAUUGAUAAAAAUAGAACGGAACAAGUUGCAGAGAUAACUCCUGCUGAUCAAUUAGAGUUAUCCUCAACUAAAGAACUUGCUGAUGAGAAAGAUUUGAAAAGCUCACCCGAUGUUCAGGAUAUUUCUAACAAAGUAGAAAAACAACCAAAAAACCCAGACACCGAAUCGACAAACAAGAAACAAAAGUUAAAAGUGAAGAUUAACAAACAAACUGAAAAGGGGAGACAAUCACAGAACUCUGUGACAGAGCUCCCUGACAACUGUGCCAUUGAUGAUGACAUAAAGCAGUGUUGUCACUGUCAAAAGAACAUCAGAAUAGCAAACCUGGCACUGCACGAGCUCCAUUGCAGUCGGCUGAAAAAAACUAAAGACAUCAACGCUGAGGGUGGGGAGAAAAUUCCUGAGCAAGGAGGAGCCAAGAAGAAAGAGGUCAAGGCAACUGAAAAGAAAAAACCCGCAAUGAAGUCCCAGACCCAUAAAGUGGCCGAAGUUUUGGGCAAAAUUGACCCAAACGACUUUGAGGGACUCAUUGCCAGCAUUACUGAAUUAGACAGCAAGUGUGCUUUUAGGAAGUGUAAGACCUUGACCAACACUUUAGGCAGGAACUGUGAACACUGUACACGCAGAUUCUGCCUGACACACCUCAUGCCAGAGGUGCAUGGCUGUGGUGAUGCUGCUAAGGAGGCAGCACGUCGUGUUAUCAGCAGAGAAGGUGUGCUACACAGCGGCAGUGGCGUCCCCAACAAAAAGCCGAACUCUGCCAGGAGAGCGCAGCUAGAGUUGAAGCUAGAGAAAAAAAUUGGUGACUUGACCAAUAAACGGUCAAAGAACACAGAAAAGAAAAAAUCCUGAUUUGUCGUCUUCCUUGGAUCUUUUCCCAUGGUAGUUAUUUCCCUUAGUUUCAAUUUGCAUAACAGGGUCUUUUUAUUUGCUAAACAAUUAUGCCAAGAUUUCUUGUUGGUGUAAUUUUUCACUGUAUUUAUGCGUCACUGGGGUUACUUGCCCUUGUCUAAACAAGUCCAGGGCUUGUUCUCUAAACAUUGACAUUAUUAAGUUAUAAAAUUGAUAAACUCAGGAAAUGAGUAGAAAUGUGUGUGUGUGUGUGUAAACUGUUACCUGAAAUCAAAUUGUGAUUUUUUUUUUAAUUUGUUAAAAAAAAAUGUUUAGCUUCAAUGAAUAGAUUUAUCAACCAAUGGUUUUCAGCCUCUGUAAAUCUGAACCACUCUGUUAUCUUACUUCUCAUUGGUUGCAAUGAUCUGAACUCCACUUUGUACCAUUGGGUGCUAUUUUUGUUUAAAUAUUCAUUAUCAUAUGAACUUAAUAAAAGUUUUAAAUUGAUAACAACAAAAUACUUAUGUGUAUUACUUGGUU
Molecule: messenger RNA, 3849 nt
Organism: Biomphalaria glabrata
Lineage: Eukaryota; Metazoa; Mollusca; Gastropoda; Planorbidae
Product: DNA-binding protein SMUBP-2-like
Exons: 16
Coding region: 166-3330 (1054 amino acids)
Biological process (GO): translation
Cellular component (GO): ribosome
Molecular function (GO): structural constituent of ribosome; ATP binding; ATP hydrolysis activity
Source: RefSeq, a predicted model, not a curated record